CAAGCCUAAUACUUGCUCUAAUGUUAGAAAAGAGAGACACGUUUGAUGACAAUUGAUUGAAACGAUAGUACAGCAAAUAAGCAUUCAUGCGAAAGACAAAAAUGGAUUUAUUAAUUUUUAUCUCUAUUACCUGUUUGAUUUUGGUGUUUCCCAGUUGAUUAUUUUUUUAAAGAGACGCUCCCCUUUUUUUUUUUCUUUAAUGACAGACUCAAAUGAACACACUGAAACUGAGGCCACAUCACCUACUAAAACACCGGCACCUUCGUUAUCACAACGCCAGAGUACUUUAUUAAAGGCUAACCGUAGAUCCAACUUUUUUUACCGAAAUUUACAAAAUGAGCCACCCAUUGGAAAUCCAGAGAAUUCAGAUGAAUAUAAUGCUCGAUUAAAGCAAGAAUAUGAACAGCUUCAACUAAUCAAUCACACUCUUGAAGUCAUGAUUGAUGAUUUCCAAAAAGUAGUAAACACACAAAAGCAAUUAGCGCGUCAUGUUGAUGACACAGAUAAAUUACUGGAUGUUUGGUCAACGAUUUUAGAGACAACUGAAAAAUAUAAAAGAUUAAUAGAAGGCCCUACUUGGGAAAAGAAGGAAGAGAAUGGACAAUAGUAUAAUCUUUUUUUUUUUUUUUUGAUUAUAAUAGAUUAGUAUACCUAAGAGAGAAAAAUCCUUAUUUAUUUAAUAAAUAAUUGUAUAUAUAUACACACACUAAACAGCAGAAGCAAAGCAAUACUUUCUUAG
Messenger RNA from Rhizopus microsporus ATCC 52813, 739 nucleotides. RefSeq lists its product as uncharacterized. Gene Ontology annotation, biological process: mitotic cell cycle. The transcript has a single exon. Bases 200 to 607 code for a protein of 135 amino acids. The record is from RefSeq and is a predicted model, not a curated record. Gene Ontology annotation, cellular component: DASH complex; mitotic spindle. NCBI's taxonomy places the organism in Eukaryota, Fungi, Mucoromycota, Mucoromycetes, Mucorales, Rhizopodaceae.